Odontomachus brunneus is the source of this 2787-nucleotide messenger RNA. Its product is annotated as WD repeat-containing protein 78-like. Gene Ontology annotation, molecular function: dynein light chain binding; dynein heavy chain binding. Gene Ontology annotation, cellular component: axonemal dynein complex. The coding region runs from base 1 to 2226 and encodes 741 amino acids. The record is from RefSeq and is a predicted model, not a curated record. Lineage: Eukaryota; Metazoa; Arthropoda; Insecta; Hymenoptera; Formicidae. Gene Ontology annotation, biological process: cilium movement. The transcript has 7 exons.
AUGAAAACAGGCGACUUUGAGUCUCCGCAGAAAAUGUCUUCGAAGAUUCUUAGCGCCAGUUCCUCGAAGAUGAAGCUCAGCGGGGCCCAGCGGCCCCGUAAAGCCGGCUGUGAGCGUAAUGUCGCGUCGGUGCUUCUUCAGCAAAGACAAGCUCUUCGCAUUAUUCAGGAAGACGUCGACGUUACACCUAAGCCGCUGAUUCAUCCGGCAUUCGACGUUAUCGAGGAGAAUCAGAUCACCGCGUUAGAGACCCUCGGGAUCUUCCAGACAGGAAGUAGUGCUCAAUUGAUGUCUCCGUCCGACUUAAGCGGUCUCAAAGCCAGCUCUUCCAUUCUCCUCAAGUCUUCAAUGCUGUCAGACGACAUGCAGUUGGAGAGUUUACUCAUCACUGAAGUGUGCGAACCCUUGCAAGAGGAAGAAGACGCUGCACCAGCACCGUUCUUCUUACCCAGAGAUGAUUCAAUGAUAUUACUCGAGCGUUCGGAAACUGUGACAAUUACCCUGAAAGAGACGCAGACAUUCUUCAUCUUCGAGAUGCCACAGUUGACCGGCGAUUUGUUGACGCCAGAAGGACAGGCAAUUAAACAGGAAAACGAAUAUUACGAGUACGUAACAGUGGGACCUGGCUCGAAUCGGAAACUGAUAGACGCUGAGACGCAGACGAUACGCGUGUUAACAAAAUCGCGCGGUACCUAUUUGGGCGCGAGACCUAGGAAAAAUCAAGGAAUGUUCGUGAACAACUGGGUGAUUCACGACACCUACGCAAUGCCGGAACUGAUAACAGAGAGAGACGGACGUUUGAUGGUGCAUUCGAAGGAAUCGAUGCGACGGAUGCGAGAAGCACAAGAGUUGCAGUACAAGCUUCCCGAGCCCGAAAUAACUCUCGACCCAAGCCUUGAAGAACAAUUGUCCUACAUCUGCCAAAACACUCGCUUCCUAGAUGCAGCGCGCGUGAUGGAACGCCUAAUUGCGAACAAUGUGUUCCUAGCAGUGCAGAAACGUUUCACCGGAGUGACUGUGCGCGAUCCCUGCGCUUUGGAUCUCUGCUUCGACUACCGGUUGGACUUACUAUGGAUGCACGUGUGUGACGAAGCUCGCGGCCGGCCGGUCGCGUCGUUUCGUUGGAGUCCGGCUAAUACGAGCGUCCUUGCCGUUGGCUACGGCGCACAGACUGAUUCAAAUGACAAGCGGAGCGGUUUGGUGCUGAUUUGGUGCGCCAAAAAUCCGAGUCAUCCCGCUCGUCGCUACAUAUUCGACAGCUCGGUGUCAGACAUCAACUGGAGCACAAUUCGACCAAAUCUCCUGGCGAUCGGUUUUUACGACGGUAAUGUCAAAGUCAUCGAUGUUAGCGCUAAGGAUGUCAACGUGAUCAGACAGAGUCAGAGGGAGACGUCGCCAGCCUGUUCGCCACAUUGGCAGGUACAAUGGUGGGGCGGUGAUGAGCAGUUCGACUACCAAGAACAGAUCUACACUAGUGAUCAAGACGGUCGGGUGUACUGCUACCGUUUCGGCGAAGACUUCCUCGCCUCGGAGAUUAUGCGAUUGUACCGCGUAGAAGGUAAAUUAAUGGGUGUGACCAGGAAUCACCAUUGCGUGGCCUACGACGUGCCCAUUAGUCGGCAACCAGGUGCCUUAGUUCUGCGAAGACACCCCAGCAUCAGUAACAUUUAUCUCGUCGGUUCAGACGAAGGUUGUAUCUAUCGAUGCUCUACUACUUACUUGCGCCAGCAUAUAGAUAGUUUCCUGGCGCACGACGGCCCGGUUUAUUCUCUCGAGUUUUCGCCGUUCUGUCAGAAGCUCUUUCUCACUUGCGGUGCUGACUGGUGCACCAGGAUUUGGGCAGAAGGUCUCACCGAGCCACUUAUUACUUUGUCAACGACGAUGGCGUGCGUGCGAAGUGCACAAUGGAGUCCUACAUGUUCCACCGUCAUCGCUAACGUGAUCAACAAUCAAAUCUGCAUCUGGGACAUACGCAGAAAAACCUACAGCCCGGUAUCCGUGACAAUCUCCAACUACGGCGCCAGGCUGGUCGCUGCUGACUUUACAACGAAUGGGAAUCAACUAGUGGUCGCCGACAUUGAAGGCGCAGUUUAUGUCUACAACCUAGAGGGUAUGCCGUUCCCGCCGUAUGACCAGAACAAAGUGCUGAUCGAGUCCAUCCACAAGGCGCUGCUGACCAAGCCGGGAUUACUGAACAAACUGAAGAAGCUAGGUCCACCUUUCUGAUCAUCUAUAUCUCAUUGCAACAAAGGGGAAGACGUUCCUUCACAAGCUAGAUGAUGUUCGCCAGGCUCUGCAGACAAGUUCCAAAUGGGGACCUGAAGAGGCGACACUCCUGGAGCAGCGAGGUCGACUAUCAGCCGGCGGAAACGGAAGCUGUGACCACCUCGGGAGAAGAUCCCGCUGCCUCGGCCCCUUCGGACGACGACAGAAUCUCCUACAAGGAUCACCUCGAAGAGUAGAAAAUGCGGCUGGCCGCAUCGCGCAGACCGCGGCGAGAGUGGCGUAUGCAUUCCCCGACACUGGCGUCCUUCGAUCUGUCCGAAGAAAAUCGAGAGGAUCCCUCUCGCGAAGGUAAAAGUGGUGGCGUGCACGAUAAUUCGAGCUAAGACCUUAUAAUUAACCGCGCGAGAGAUGGUGGAGGGCGCGGGGAUGACAGGGAGAACGGAGCCGCGAGGAGGAAGGGGAAAGUUCGAUGAGAAACGUAAGGGCAAAAGGAGGGUAAAAAGGGAAUGAAAGGGAGAUAAAGACUGAGAACUCUCUCGGACGUUUUGGUAGGAGGAGAAA